GGCGACUACACAGCCACCCUAAGGUCUCCGACCGGCAACCCGGCCGAUCCAGCCUUGACGGCACACGGGAUCAGCCAGGCGAACGAACUCGCCGAGAGAUUGCUGGUCGUGGAGCCGCCCAUCGAGCGUGUCUACUCGAGCAUGUACUACCGCUGCCUGCAGACGGUUGAACCCUUUGUUCGCAAGGCGCGGGCCCCCAACACGACUGCGGCCGGCGGCUCAUCCGCACCCUUGAGGAUCCGAGGAGAGACGGGCCUGGGCGAGUGGUACGGCUCUGCGGAGUUUGCGCAUCCGACACCGGCGAGCCUCGAGACGCUCAGGCCGCUGUUUCCGGAUCUGCUCGAGCCCGAUUACAGGCCAGCAGUCACGCCUAACCGCAUGGGAGAGGGCAUUGACGAGCUGCAUGACCGGGUAGCGGCGGCCGUGGACGCCGUGAUUGCCGAAUGUGACCGGGACGGCGUACGAGCCGUCCUGCUGUGCACGCAUGCCGCCGUCAUCAUUGCUCUGGGGCGGGUCUUGACGGGGGAAAUGCCUGAUGAUGUUGAGGUCGAGGACUUUCGGGCCUUCACAUGCGGGCUGAGUCUGUAUCGGCGGCGGCGGCAGCAAGUGUCGGUGACGGAAACCUCGCCCCUGGGCUGGAGAGGGGGCCGAGGAAUCCGCGGGGGUUGGGACUGCGAACUGAACAGCGACUGCACACAUCUGUCAUUGGGUGAAGAACGAGGCUGGAAGUUUUCCGGGGACGAAUCUUUUGAGACCACCGCCAAUGGCCCGAGCAUGUUGGAUGCGGGCACCCGGGCGAGAGAAAUGUUGGAGGUAAACAAUGAUUCCACAAGUCGAUCCGGGAGUGUCAGGGGUAAGCUGUAG
This is a messenger RNA of Canariomyces notabilis, 864 nucleotides long. Its product is annotated as phosphoglycerate mutase-like protein. The transcript has 2 exons. The annotation marks the transcript as partial. The record is from RefSeq and is a predicted model, not a curated record. NCBI's taxonomy places the organism in Eukaryota, Fungi, Ascomycota, Sordariomycetes, Sordariales, Chaetomiaceae.